Molecule: messenger RNA, 2252 nt
Organism: Pleuronectes platessa (European plaice)
Lineage: Eukaryota; Metazoa; Chordata; Actinopteri; Pleuronectiformes; Pleuronectidae
Gene: thap7
Product: THAP domain containing 7
Exons: 6
Coding region: 410-2107 (565 amino acids)
Biological process (GO): regulation of DNA-templated transcription
Cellular component (GO): nucleus
Source: RefSeq, a predicted model, not a curated record
GCUUCCGCUGAAAUACUUCCGGGUCAUCUCACUCAAAAUCUUUAGAGGCAAAAUAAUCUGUUCGACCGCAGUACGAGUCAAAUUGAGCCUGUGAACGUGUACAUAAAAAAUUUAAGAGAAAAGGUUUCAACACAUGGAUUUUUAACAAUUUUUACAGACAAUUGUAGCAGUCUUACGCUGCAGCUGGUGGCUCUAUUCACCCGCCCGCUGCAAUUCGCCAUUAGAGGAAGAAGAGGAAUAAAGACGAGGAGGAACAGGAAAGGGGGUAAAGCCACUGGCAGAUCACGUCGACGGAUCAAGUCAGCCGCAGUCAGACCAAGUCCAUCUCUAACCUACCUCUUACCACACAAAUCAAUGAACAAGCCAACGACUCCAUCAGGUGGUGACACAUUUGUGAAUAUAUAGAAAGAUGCCAAGACAUUGUUCAGCAGGUGGCUGCAAAUCCCGGGACAACCGUGAAACUCGUAAUGCUGGGAUCACCUUUCACAGAUUACCAAAAGGUGCCACUCGGAGGAACCUCUGGAUCACCAACUCCCACCGUGCAGGCUCCUGGGAUCCUCAGACUGACUUUUUCUACUUCUGUUCCAAACACUUCAGCCCAGAGAGCUUUGAGCUGACCGGAUGCAGUGGAGUCCGAAGACUAAAAGAAGAUGCGCUUCCUACAGUUUUUGAUUCCUCUUCAAAAACAAAAUGCAAAAGGGCAGGAGCAGUGCAGAAACAAGAAGACAUCCUUGUCAGGCAGAGUCCCUGCUCAAGUAACCAGGAGCUCACUCCGCACGACACAGAUCAGUAUCCUCCUUCAGACAAAGUCACAGUCCAGAGGUCAACAGAAGCAUGUGAGGAGACUAAUGAAAAGAACCCUGCAUCUCUCCAAGAGCCAUCAGGGGUGGAGGACCUCUCACAGCAAGAACAUGCUUUUUCACCACUACCAGAGUCUCGUUCCAUCUCCCCAUCACGUUACAUGAGGCGCCUGCCCCCUCCUCCAGGCUUCUACUUGUCAAAAGAACACAGCUACGCUCAGCACUGCCCCCUGCUGUGGAGGAGACGGUAUGACCAGGCUGUUGACUACCUAGAGAAGGCAUUGCGGCAGCUGCAUGCAGCCAGGCGCAGGGAGAACCGUUUGCGGAGCACUGUGCUGAGGCUCCGGGAUAGACGGAUGAAGAACCCAAUACUGGUUUCACAAGAUGGUAGUAAACAGAAGGGGACAGUAGGGGGAAAGAAGAGACGAGAGAAAGAAUGUUGUAACGAAGGUGAGAGCGAGACUGAUGCUAAAUCAGAGGAAACAGGGUUGUUUGAGGACAAAUGUGUCGAUCCCAUGGAGUGUGGCCGUCAUUUUCUUCCAGACACUAACAGCUGGUCUGAGGAAGAGAAGGGAUACUGUUUUUACUGUGGGAGAGGGCAGGUUCAGGUUGGUGGUCAGGUAGCAUUCACACUUUCAAAGACUGAGAAAGAUGUCGAGUCCACAUUGUAUGAAGACUCAGAGAGGAUUCAAAGAAGUGUUAAAACCAGUAUAUGUGUCAGAGCCGAAAAUGCCAAAGGCAUACAGAAAUUUAGGCCGGAAAGACCACUUGAAAAAACGGUAGAAACUAAUGAUCCAGGUAUUGCACAUUCCCAAGUCCUGGUCCAAACUCCACGCCUUCAACAUGUAAUCCCUGCUUGUGUGUCUGUGCCUGCUACUCACCAUCAGAGUUCACAGUUUCUACACUCUCAGCAGAAGCUCUUCAUGUCUGAUGCAUAUGAAGGGAAUUCAGAAGCUGUGGACCUGCAGCAUCAGCUGUUUUUUAUUCCGGACAGUACUGAGGGCCAGGUCAUUGUGGUCCCUGCUCCUGCUAAAGAGAGACUACAAAGCUUUCUCACGACAGAAGGGGUCGCUGAGGAAGCAAAGACUAUAUUGGUGUCAGAACUGGAUCUUAAAAGAUACUUAGGAUACACGACAAGGAACAGUGAAGGUGUGGGAAGAGUUGAAACAGCCUGUUACUAUGAACACAGUGACCAGCAUUCUGUUAUCAACAGUGCAAUGUUAGAAAGGAGAGAAGAUGUGAGGGAGAAACUUAAAGAACACCUGGAGGGAUUUCAUCUUCAGCUGAGCAGCGAGUUUAUAAAUUGACAGCAUGUUCUGAAUGAAAACUAAAAUUUGUAAUUACAGAGUAGAUAAUUAAAUGACCUGUGCUUGUCUUUUCUGCUAGCAGAGUCGAACAUGUUGAAUGAGGUGUAAACCUAAUUUAUAUUAAGAUUAAAUAUAUGACACCACA